Carassius auratus (goldfish) is the source of this 3510-nucleotide messenger RNA. Its product is annotated as store-operated calcium entry regulator STIMATE-like. Bases 282 to 1109 code for a protein of 275 amino acids. The record is from RefSeq and is a predicted model, not a curated record. NCBI's taxonomy places the organism in Eukaryota, Metazoa, Chordata, Actinopteri, Cypriniformes, Cyprinidae. Gene Ontology annotation, cellular component: membrane. The transcript has 8 exons.
CAGCAAGCCGCUUUCUACCCCCGUGUUGAUCAAAUAACAAGAAAGAAAGAAAGUGACCUGAGAGAAAUGAUUCGUCUUGUGCCACAUCGGUCAGUUUCGACACGACUGUGACAGCGCCGGUGUUGUGCAGUCAACGCGGUCUCUCGUCUUCGGUCUGCUGCUCAAAUGUCUUUGUCUUCUCGCCAGUGAACACUAACGGAAAAUCGGUUUAAGACGUUUGCGCGAGGAUUUCUCUUCCGAUAAUGAUCUUAUGAGUCUUCUUUUGAUUUGUAUUGGUCACCAUGUUAGUUUUGUGGAGGAGCAGCAGUAAUAUGAGUGACCUGGUGGGUCCUGUGGAUCAGGGUUGUGUGGACGGAUCUCUGAUGGACGGGUUCAGUGUUUUUAUUCAGGGUCUGUUGGCUGUUCUGGCUUUCAGCACUUUAAUGUUGAAAAGGUUUCGUGAACCCGUCGGAAUAAGAAGACCAUGGAAGAUCUGGAUCUUUGAUACGUCGAAGCAGGCCAUCGGGGCUCUCUUCAUGCAUUUUGCCAACAUUUUCUUGUCCACACUCACCAAUGAAGAUCCCUGUUCUCUAUAUCUCUUGAACUUCCUGUUGGAUGCCACACUGGGAAUGCUGGUGAUCUGGGCGGAGGUUAAGGUUGUUUCUAAGAUUGUGGAGCACAGACAGCUAACACUGCUGAUGUUUGGAGAAUACGGUGAUCCUCCGCGGAUAGCAGCCUGGCUGGCUCAGUGCUCCGUGUAUUUACUCAUAGUUUCUGUGGAGAAAAGUGUGGUCACUCUGGUGCUGCUCGUUCCUGGGUGGACCAAUCUGGAGGAGGUGGUUCUGGACUACAUCCCAAACCCACAGCUGGAGUUGGCUAUCGUCAUGCUGAUCGUGCCUUUCAUUGUAAACUUUAUAAUGUUCUGGGUGGUGGACAGUUUAACAAUGCGGAAAUCUAAGAAAAUGAGGUCUCUGGAGGGCUCACGUGACUGUCCUAAGCAAGGAGAGGUGUUGCCAAGUGACAGCAAUGACGAAGCUGAGGUGCUGCUAAAGGAAGAUGAAGAUGAUGCUACAGUGUGUUCUGAACAGGAAGAGCACGUCUCUACAGAAGAGGUGUUGAUACGCGUCUGAAUGGAAGUUUAAAACAAACGUUUAGAAGAAUACUUGGCAGAAUUGCUUAAACACUAUAUAUUUGUUCCUAAACCUAGUGAGCUGCCUUGAUGUUUACUUCUUAAAUAGGCAGAUGCCUUUCAGAGUGAAAUGGAAACUCCUAAGUGACUUUGGAACACUCUAAUUAGAUUUCAACGUAGAGCAACUCAGAACUUUUCACGCCAAGUACACACUGGAGAUGGGACUCAGUUGAUACCAAUAGAGUUUGGCAUUAGCAUGUUGCUAAGCUAACAACACAGCACCAUAGGCUGUAGACAUGUCUCCACUUCCUACCACUAUGGAAAAGUGAAGCCAAAACAUCUCAGUAUGGCCGCUGUCAUCUUGCGAAAAUGACGUCAUUUGUUUCCCCAGUCUGCGCAGUAGUGAUUAAUUUGGAGACUGCGUAAUAGUGAUCAAGAAGUGGAGUCGAGGUAUCAAAGUCCCAUCCAAACUCCCGCAGACCCAAUCAAACACUCACAAUCAUGACGCCACACCCCAUUUUUGGAGCAUCAAUUUUAUUAAUUACAUAAUUUAGUUUUGCUCACAUCCCAUUUGUUUACAUGGAGAGGCAGCCAACAGAUGGCGAUCAAAAUGGUUUGGCUUUAUUUUCAGGUCAUGUGCGGCACAUUUGCACAAUACUAGAGAUGAUGCUAUGUAUGUAAAAUUGUCAAUGUUUUUAGUUAAAUUGAUAGAUGCUUUUUAGCAUUUCAUGAAAUGUGUUUAUCAUCAAUAUUUGUUUUAAGAAAUUUUUAUGCUAAUAUGGUCUGGAACAGCCUUCUUCUGGGAGAGUGCCAGUGAUGCUUUAAAUUAAUAUUUUCAUGGCAGAGUAGAUUUACAAUUGUUUCAAAUGAGUGUCUUCAAAACAGAAUUUUUAAAAAUUGGAAAACAAAUUGCAUUGUGGCUGUUCAAUACUCGAUAAUGGUGCUUUGUGCAUCUGAAAACCCAAACUUUUAAAUGGAUUUGAAAAAGUGCAAGGUUUUGAAAACCGUUAUCAUUUCAGUGUAAACUACAAAAACACAAAUUUGUGUUAACGGUAAUGUCAUGCACAUGCGUAUUAUAUGUGCACAGUGUUUUUAGUCAUUUUCGUGGAUCAACAUAAACAGGGAUCGUUUUGACAACGUUGUCAACUGUACAUGAAAAACACUUCGUUUUUCAUUUAAACAUGCCCCGAGUCUGAUGUUAGGAUGGCGCUAAGCUAACAACACAAUAGGUAAACAGAUUCCUUUGUCAACAUUUCUCUCAGAUCGUCUGCUAUCUUAAAAUGUAAUAAUAAAAAAGUAAAUAUAAUAAAUGACAAUAUUUUCUGGAAUUGCUUUCCCGGAGAAAAAAAACAUGCAAUGUUGCCAAGUAUUUUAGUAUUCAAUUAUGCUUUGGUUACAAUGAAGAAACGUUCCCAGAACAUUCUGAUAGCAGUCGCUAGAAGGACUAUGCUGUCUAGGUAGGCAGCUCUCUAGAUUUUGGAGCAGCUGGGAAGUUUUAACAAAAUUUUAAGCAGACACACAUGCAAUUUGUCAUUCUAUACUUCAGGUAAAACUGCAUUUUGCUUAUACUCUUAUAAUUGUUAUCCAUGCAGCUUAUAUUAAAUGUGAACUCAUUUUAAUUGAGAAGCUACAUUGAAUAUUUGAGCAUUUAAAAAUUCAUGUCAGGCUUUUAGAAGUAGUGAAUCAAAAAUGUAAUACUUAAUAUGGUCACCAUUUGACAAGUUACAGCAUCUAAGUUAUAUAUUUUGUUUAUACAUUUAUAUAAACUUCAACCUAAAAUCUUGAUGUUGAAAAAAAUAUUGUUCAGUAAGAGCAACAGUUUUAUGAAAUACUUGAAAUUACGUUGUGGGAUGUUUGUAUGUUAAUGUAUAAGCAGACAAGAUAAUUAUCAGCAUACGAAUUAUUAAAGGGAAACAUUAUCCUCCUUCCACAUCCUUUAGAGCUCAUACUUCUAAGAAGUUAAUUAAAAGAAGAGAAAUGGAGAAAGAUGAGAGGUCUAGUGUUUCUCCUGAUUACAGACAUUCAGACUUUUAAUUUGUAGUCUAAACAAGUCAUGUCACUACCUGUGAUGAACACUUGACUUUAAAUACACUACAGCCAUUUUUCCAGCGCUGAUGCAUGCUAGAAUAUUUCAUAUCUGAAAGAUGCACUCAAGAAAAUUUUGUAAAUAUUCAGUUUUAAGUGAAAGACCAGAUUAUCUCUGUGCUUAAACGUUGUAGUACUGUUUUUGUAUUUUUACAUAUCGUGCACUAGUUAUGAAAAAAUAUUUGAUAUAACUGAUGUAUAAAAUGUACAACUGUUUACAAUUUAAGCUUUGAAAUUAUAUUGAUUUCUUUAAAAUUGUAGCAAUGUCAACACGCAUAUUAAAUUUCUUCAACAUGAGGAGACAUCCUGUUGAAAAA